Molecule: messenger RNA, 1623 nt
Organism: Alternaria metachromatica
Lineage: Eukaryota; Fungi; Ascomycota; Dothideomycetes; Pleosporales; Pleosporaceae
Exons: 2
Coding region: 1-1623 (540 amino acids)
Molecular function (GO): nucleotide binding
Source: RefSeq, a predicted model, not a curated record
AUGCCAAGCCUCGAAGCAGACGAGAGCGCCUUCCUUCAGGCCGUAGGAAAGCAAACAUUCACCAGCCCACCCCACGUCCUCAUCAUCGGUGCAGGAAGUCGCGGCACAGCCUACGCCGAAGCCGCACUUUCCUCUACAAACUCCAUCAUCGCAGCGGUAUGCGAACCCAAUGACUACAAGCGCGCCGAAUUCGGUCGUAAGUUCAUCUGGGGCGACGGGAAAGAACCCAAGGAACACCAAGCCUUUCGAGACUGGAAAGACUGGAAAUAUCACGAGUUGAAGAGGAUGUCUGACGAAUGCCGUUCCGGGCGUGAAGUUGAGAAGCGCAUCGACGCUGUUUUCGUCUGUGUCCUGGAUGAGAUGCACGAAGAAGUCGUCUGUGGUCUUGCGGAUAUGGGAGUACACAUAUCGUGCGAGAAACCGAUGAGUACAAGGCUAGACAGCUGCAUGAAGAUGUAUAGGGCACUCAAGGUCGCAGAGGGCAGGGAUAAGAUCCAGAAGAAGAUUUUCGGUAUUUGUCAUGUGCUGAGAUACUCGCCGCACAACAUGUUAUUGCGACACUUGGUACUGGAGAAGGAUGUUAUUGGUGAUGUGCUGAGUAUUGAGCAUGUCGAGCCUGUUGGUUGGUGGCAUUUCUCACACAGCUAUGUGAGAGGAAAUUGGAGGAAAGAGUCGAAGACUGCGCCAUCUCUUCUUACAAAGUCCUGUCACGACAUCGACUUCCUCAUGUGGAUGCUCUGCUCGCCUGGCCCGAAUGCCGAGAAUGCGACUCCUCACCUUCCCUCAUAUAUCACAUCUACGGGGUCUCGCACAUUCUUCCGUAAAGAGCGCAAGCCGAAAGCAGCAGGCUCAGCCACGAACUGCCUAUCCUGCGCAUACGAGCCACAGUGUGACUACAGCGCGAAGAAGAUCUAUCUCGAGAGACACCUGAACAACGGCAACGCAGAUUGGCCAGUCAAGAUUGUGAACCCUGAAAUCGAAGACAUCUACAAGACUUCCGGUAAAGAGGCAGCUGGGAAGCAGCUUCUCAAAGACCUGACUGAAGACUAUAGCAGUGAGACACCAAUCGGUGAAGUUGAACAACGCCCGUGGUUUGGUCGAUGCGUAUGGGAGUCGGACAACGACGUAUGUGAUGACCAGAUGGUCACGAUCACCUGGGAUGAUGAUCCAGUCGCAAACGACGAUGACGGCCUACCUAUACUGCAUGGUCGUGGCGCAAAGACCGCGCAAUUCCAUAUGGUUGCCUUUACAGAGAAGCAGUGCGAACGGCGAGGUCGCAUCUACGGCACGAAGGGUGAGAUCGAGUACGACAGCACCAGCAUCAAAGUACACAAUUUCUCCACUGGGCAAACCAAAACUCACAGCCCUCAUCUGGCAGGCGGUGGUCACGGGGGCGGAGACGAGGGGCUUGCGCGACAAUUUCUGAUGGCGGUUAACGCUGUCGACUCUGGCGCCAUGCCCGCGUCAGACGCUCAGCGGAACUUUCUCGGAUGCGACCUUGAGGAAGCGUUCCGGAGCCAUGCCAUGGUCUUCGCGGCCGAAGACGCUCGAACGAAGCGCCAGGUGGUCGAUUGGAAGAAGUGGUGGACCGAGUCGGUGGAGUCGCAAUUACACGAGCGGUAA